Molecule: messenger RNA, 1752 nt
Organism: Salarias fasciatus (jewelled blenny)
Lineage: Eukaryota; Metazoa; Chordata; Actinopteri; Blenniiformes; Blenniidae
Gene: tmod1
Product: tropomodulin 1
Biological process (GO): muscle contraction; actin filament organization; pointed-end actin filament capping
Cellular component (GO): striated muscle thin filament; cytoskeleton; myofibril
Molecular function (GO): tropomyosin binding
Source: RefSeq, a predicted model, not a curated record
GGAGGCUCCGCUCCCCAAAGUUUACUUUGCCCUUUGCGGGAGAUGAAAUUCAGCCUCCUGGAGCCCAGGGCGAGACGACCAGAGACGGGGGGAGGAAACCCGAGCGAGCUCGCGGACUCCGGGCGGAUUGCGGGCUGCGUGCGGGGCAUGGACGGUGCGUUGUAGCGCGCUCUGAGCGGAUUGUGGACCCGCGCGCCCCGCAGCCGAGCGGACCUCGCGCUGCCACUGCAGCGGCUCUGGAGGAAACCAUAUCUGGUCAAAGUAUCGUUGCUGUCACCCAGCGGGACCGGACGGCUAUAAAUAGCGGUGGAGGAGGAGUCUUGCUGUCCCAGAACCUCUGGUUGCCUUCGCUGUUAGUGUGCCCCGAGGCUGGGGGUCUUCCAGAUCCUGUAUUUUGACUUUUCAUCAAGCGUGUUUACUGAAGUGUGCUGUGCCACGAUGUCGGUGAUGAGGAAGGAGAUGGAGAAGUACCGGGACAUCGACGAGGACGAGCUGCUGAAGAAGCUCUCGGAGGAGGAGCUGCAGCGGCUAGAGGAUGAGUUAGAUGAGCUGGAUCCCGAUAAUGCGCUGCUGCCCGCUGGAAUGCGGCAGAAGGACCAGACCAAGAAAGCGCCGACGGGGACGUUUCAGAGAGACAACCUGCUGGCCCAUCUGGAGAAACAAGCCAAGGAGCAUCCGGACAGAGAGGACCUGGUGCCCUUCACCGGGGAGAAGAGAGGGAAAGCCUGGGUGCCUAAAAAGAUGGUGGACCCCAUCAUGGAGAGUGGCUCUGGAGAGUUAGAAGAAGCCCUGGCAAGUGCUUCUGAUGCUGAACUCUGUGAUAUCGCAGCCAUCCUGGGCAUGCACACCCUCAUGAGCAACCAGCAGUAUUACGAAGCUCUGGCCAGCAGCACCAUCGUCAACAAGCAAGGCCUCAACAGUGUGAUCCAGUCCACGCAGUACAAGCCCGUCCCCGAUGAGGAGCCCAACUCCACCGACGUGGAGGAAACGCUGAGGAGAUUAAAGAGGAACGACCCGGACCUGGUGGAGGUCAACCUCAAUAACAUCAGAAAUAUCCCGAUCCCAGUCCUGAAGGAGUACGCUGAGGCUCUGAUGGAGAACUCCGUGGUGGAGAGGUUCAGCAUCGUAGGAACCAGGAGCAACGACCAUGUAGCAUUCGCUCUGGCGGAGAUGUUGAAAGUAAACACGACGCUGAAGAGCCUGAAUGUGGAGUCCAACUUCAUCACAGGGACCGGGAUCCUGUCGCUCAUAGAGUCACUGCAGAAGAACACCACACUACUGGAGCUCAAGAUAGAUAAUCAGAGUCAACCUUUAGGCAAUAAGGUGGAGAUGGAGAUCGCCAGCAUGCUGGAGAAAAACACCACGCUGCUGAAGUUUGGCUAUCACUUCACCCAGCAGGGCCCGCGCCUCCGGGGCUCCAACGCCAUGAUGAACAACAACGACCUGGCCCGGGUCGUCCGGUCGGAGUCUGACGGCUCCUUCACUCUCACUCUGUCCGUCCCCGAGCUGGAGAGAGCCUUCGGGAAAAAGUUCAAGUCCAAGACGAAUACGAAGAGAAGGCUUGAAGGAGGACCCAUCUUCCCAAAGUGUGUCGACGAUGAGUAGAAACCAGGGUGACGUUCAACUUCCCCUCCACCUUCAGCUCGUCUUUCUCCCCGUUUCAGCCCCACGUGAUCAGAAGGCCAAGCCCCCAGCUCAGGAUGCGCUCUCUCAGAAACACUUUCUGAACUUUUCGCCCUCACAUCCUGCUGA